AAUUAAAACCGAAUUCGUCAAAAUAAAGUGUAAAACGAAAUCUGAACCGUCACUUCGUGCGUACAACGUGCGUUUGGACGAUACGACUUCAUGAAAAUGCGGCUUGCGUAGGAAUUGAUCAUCGAGAUCGAUCGCCCCGAAGCAAUUUAAAACCGCCGCACCGUAAAUGACCGACCGCGAGCGAACGUAUCGUCUAUGUCGCAACUGAGAACCGAGGAAAAAGUUAUAGCCCCGUUUCGCGCAACGAAAGUAUUAAAUUAGGUUAGCUGGGUCGCGACCGCGCGUCGCGAAUUUCGGUCCCGUGCGUUGGCGGCAGUGGUCGCCGCUGCUUGGCGCUCGCACGUUGCGUCGGUCGUACGGUUCGGAAUCGUGAUAAGUGUAACGGCCGAGCCGAGCUAACGGACUCCGGUGCGGUUUCUCGCGGAAACGCUUCGGGGAAAACGCAGCGCGAGCCGCGUGAAGAGUCGCGCGCGCGCACGUGUCAUUCGUUUAAUUCGCGAAGUUGCGUGCCACUUGCCAGACUUGUGCGGUCGCGACGAACUCGCGGAAAGGGAAAACCGACGACGCGACGGCGAAACGACCGACGUCCCCGGCGUGAAGCGCGGAAAUUCAGCGCGAGCGAGAACGGAGCUCGUGAAAAUUCAGAAUAAAGAGAUGCAUCGAAGAAGAUAACGAAUUCCAGGGAUCAUGGCGAAUAGAAGGGAGAAACCUACUGGCUUUGUGAGUAAAAUUGUUAAUACUCAACGCUACAAUUAACGAAAGUUAUGUUUCCCAACUUGAGAAAAAUUGUCAAAGAGAUAUAAAAUAUAUUGAAAACAAUUUUAUUGGGGAAGAUUAUAAAAGACUAUAGAUCAGCAAGAUGAAUUGAAACUGUGGUAAUGAUUGUUUACAUAUUGCAAAAAAUAGCAUACUGCCCCAAGGUUUUCUUUCAAGCCUCAGGGAUUUAACAUGAGAACCAAAAAUAACAACCACUCCAGAAUCUAAUUGUGCUCCGUCUAACUGCAGUAAUUGAAUCAUCUUGGAAUUGCACACGGAAGUAAUAACAGCAUGUCAAACACUUUGCAGAUGCAAAUACGUACGCCUUACGUAUUUAAGUAUUCUACGUCAAUGUUUUCAAUUUUUAAUUACGGUACUCGAUUCUCGUUAGCAAGGCGUAUGUUGCAAGAUACGAUGCGAUAUGAUACCUGUAUCGAUACCUUUUUAUGUUCCUUAUCUUAAUAGCUUUCGGAACGAUAGUCAUUAUCAACUGAACGCUUUGCCGUUUACCUAUGUGUCACAGUCGCGUCGCAAAUAACGUCGUGGGACGACGUCGUGCACCGCAAAUCCCAAUUCCUUUUUUUAACUCGUAUCAUCGCACGAAUCGUUUUUCCGAUUAAUCGUCGUCAUUCGUGCGAAGCGUUUCGCGAUACAACGAUGGUGCUCAGACUCGUAAGGUGUGUGCUCCGAUAACGUCGAAAGAGCGCAAAAUGUCGAGCAUUCAAAGGAGGAAGAGCUGGUAUCAGAAAGCCGAGGUAGGAAUCAAGAAAUGAUCGUUCACAUCAAUUGCCGAAAAUUAAUCUUAAUAAAAUAGCAAGAUUUUUUGUAUCGUAUUUAAUCAGAAGAUUUACAUAUGCGAAAACAGAUGCGUGACUUUCAAAAAAUAGUAGAAGAUAAGAAUCUUGCAUAAUCGUGUGAUAUCGCGGUGACAUACUGCGGCAAUACUGAGCAGUAAGCGCAUCUCUGUCAUUCAUUAACGUGCGAAAUUUGUUAUUAAGAGACCCGCGACAAGAAUGAUGCGCAUGAGGUCUCAUGGAACGCGAUAAAACGCACGCCGCAGAAAUUCUAUGGCGAUAUACCCGCUAUACGUGGGCACACGACGAGUUUCCUGUUCUGUUAUCGUGUAUUUGUCACUGUUUAUGUCACCGUGGUACAAGCAUUCACGCAGAAAACGCCGCACGAUUCGUGCAUUUACGCAACGCGAGUCGUCCUCUCUUCGUUUGUCAUAUAUACCUCGUAUUUCCGCAACAAUUUUUCUGCUCUUUCCAUUUCUCUCUUCGUAGGAUGUUGAUAUAUUCUGCAGACACCAGCAUUCCCUCGCGACGUAGGCAUGCAUUAUCGUUCGAUUAAAAUUUUAUGACCUUCGGGGAUAUUAUUAUAAAACUACUAUCAAUAUUCUUGAUUACUCACCGUGAUUUUCCGAUCGUGCUGCAUAAAAUACUACAACGAACCAUUUUUUUUACAGCACGUGCUCGCUUGUCUCUUAAACCGUGCAAAAUUAAUUAGAAGGGAUGCGCGUGAAUUAAUAAGUUUAAUAAACUUUGCCGGCGAAAAACGGAAACUUUGCAACGAAAACAAAACCAACCGAAUAUCGUCGCUUCGUAAUUUCACGCAGUCGUCAGUAAAGAGUGACACGCACAAAAAGCAUACCCAUAUAUACGCAACGAUGACCUUAGGUGCAGCGCAAAUUCGAGCCGCGUUAGCGUGCACUUUACUCGAGCGCGCCUAUAAAGAUCAUCGUAUAAAUUUCAAACUUUACGUCACGCUUACGAUCGUUAAUUUUAUCGUUAACGGCCUUCACAUAACGUUGAUAGCAAUUCCCCCCCCCCCUUUUUUAAUCAUUUACGUAAAGUCAUUGCACGCUGAAAGUUCUCCGAGCAAAAAGCAGACAGCUGCCUUUCGAUACUUGCGGUCGUGCAGCAUUUAGUGUUCAGUGAAUAGCGACAACGAUUGAUGCAACAGACCACGUGCCUGAACAGCACGCGAUGCCCAAAGCAAAUCGCAUUUAUAUCAAUUAUCACCGGAAAGAUCAAUGAGUUCUUGCCGGACACAGCUCGUGCAUAUGUAAUUACAGUUCCCAUAAAUUAAAGCAUGCGUCGCGUAGCAAGCAUAUUUUGCAACUGUCAAUUUCCCUGCAAGCAUUUUUUUGCAACUGCCUAUUUCCCUGCGCGACUUUUUCUUAUCCUUUUUUUUUUUGCACAGAAGUGUCCAAGUGACCGCAGGAACGCAGCCACGUUGACGGAAUUAAUCUCGCAGCGAAGUGACUGCUGCUGCAGCGAUUUUUAUCACUUUCCUUAAUUCGCGCGCAAUGAGAGAUUCUCUCGACCGAGGAUAUCACGUGGGAAUAGGGCCGCCGGGAUACCCAACACCUUCGUGCGUGUGCACACGAUUCUCUCCAGCUUCGCGUUACAAAAGCGGCCGAAUUAAAAAAUCCACAUUUAGCACGUUAUAUGCGCGUGCAAAAUAAAACAGGCGCGCAGACGUGCUAACCGAGCAUCGCGCGGCUUGUAUUUCGCGCGAGGACAAGGCGCGCACCUUUCAGACGCGAAGAUCAUCUUCUCGGCGAAACAAGCGCGCGUAGGUCGCAAAAAGAAAAAGAAACGGAGGAUCGACCCAUGGUCGGCCUCCGUAUGUACGCCCAUCGGAAUUUCAGCGUGACACCGUUUCGGUCUCUCUCUGUUUCUGUCUCCCUUGCGUGCAAGAAGGCCGGAUUGAGCAGCUGGCGUCAUCGCCCCGACUGCUCGCGCAAGUGAUAUCAUCCGUAACCACGCGCGUAUUUUUUCUUCCGGUUAAUCGGGAAUAAUUAAAACCACCAGUUCAUUCCCGGGGAACGCGCGGAAACAAUGCGCCGCCUCCUGCUCCCGUUAACGGAUGGAGAAGCUGCGAUGGAGAGAUGCGAAAGUAGGAAAAGGAAAUGUACGAAAGUGGAACUCCAAGAAUUGAAUCGUCUUAAUCAACCUGAAUAAACAUUAGAUAUUUUAUUAGAUAUUCAUGGUGGAGAAUGUCGGUUUUAUCAGCUUCGAUCGUUCCUGAUCUCGUUUCUAAUUCUUAAAAAGGGACACAGAAUAUAUUCGCCGAACGAUGAGAUAAAUGAAAUCUCUUUCUGCAGACGUUGGAAUGAGACGUGCUCAUUUUUUGUUCAUUGUGAGCACUGCGGUAUUGAUAAGAAUAUUUUGCAUAUAUUCUGUUUAUAUGCGCAAGCAGAUAUAGCACGCAUCAGAAUCGUAAUUCUUGACGAUGCUAUCUUCUGGUCUUUAUUUCCAUUUCCUAUAUAGAAUAAUAUAUAGGGUAAGAGAUACAAUCAUUGACACGGAUAUAGUUAUUGACACAUUAAUUUUUUUAAUUGAAAUUUCUCGACACAUGCAUGGCUCUUGUGUGAAACGUUCAUAUGCUCGUACAAAGUACUCCUUCACCAACAAAUUUACUGAGUUGUCUUAGAUUUCUGUCAUUGCGUUUCGAAGCGGUAGCAAAAACAAUCACUGACCCGCUCUUGGCGAUGCUCCGAAUAGAUCAGUGCAUGGUUUUGCUGCCCGCUUCGAAACGCAAUGACAGAAAUCUAAGAUAACUCAGUAAAUCUGUUGGCGAAAAGGUACUUUGUACGAGCAUAUAAACUUUGCGUACGAGCGUCGUGCAUGUGACGAGAAAUUUAAGUUAAAAGAGUUAAUGUGUCAAUAACUGUAUCCCUAUCAAUAACUGUACCUCUUACCCUAUUUACCCAUUUACGAUUUCUUUCCAGAUUAAAUCAGAUUAACAUCAACUUGAAGAGAUCUCUAAAAUGCUAAAUAAUUCGAUAUUAUCUAUCUUUACCUCGAUAAGCUUGCUUUGGAAUGGAUUUUUCUUGAUCUGGCCGUUUUCACCAUUGCCGCAUCGCAUGACCAUUUAACAGCGGCGCGAUAGAACAGGUGGCCGUUUGUGUUGCGUAUAUAGAGCAUUACGUAACACGACGCUAUGCCGAAAUGCAACAAUAGGUCUGUUUUUUUCUUCCUGCACUGCUGAACUGGUGCACUAUGUUAAAGUGAGACAAGUAUAUUUUUUUCUCACUCUAAUUUAUUGCACCAGUUCAGCAGUGCAGGAAUAAAAAACAGACCCACUAACUAGCGUGUCGAAUUCAAAGACCACAAAAUUUUCUCAUUCCGCAUUAUAUGUUUCAACAUAUUCUUUGAGCCUCAAAACACUGGUACUCAUGACACGCAGUAUUCAUCUUCCGCUCACGCAGAAAUAUGCCUGCUUCCCGAUAAUCGUGAUUUAUUAUCGCGAUAUGGCAUAAUUAUGCAAGAUUAAUUCCUGCUUUGAAAUUCAGAUAUCUCUGAAUUCUCGCAAUGCGUAAAUCUCUCGAUUGAAUAGCCUGGAAACUUUGCGGUUACGUUAUGGUAACGGAUGUUUUAUUCGUACGUAAUAGCACGUAACACGUUUCUCCCUGUAACAUGACGUAAAUAAUGUUACGUGAAACCGGGCUUUUAGAUGAGAGUAAUGUAGUUAAUCGUCUAGGUUCUAUUGAUUUGGAUCGCUCGCCGCCUCUCGUGCAAACGUGCUGCAUUCCACAGAGCAUAGAUAAGUCCUUAAUGCCAAGGAUUGCAAGAUGAAAAAGGCAACUUCCCUAUCGAGCACUAACACUCAUUUGUAGUUACAUGCACACGCGCGAUUAAAGACAACAUAUGAGGACUAUUGUCGAAUUCGUGUCAAGUUUGUGCCGAGCAUGGUCUUGAUUCCAUGGGGGAAUCGAGGAUACGUGUAUACAUCAACGCGAGCAGCAGGAAGGCCGUGUGUCAAUGUCGAAAAUAAAUCUGGCGACACGGAUCUUUAUUCGUUGCAUUAAAUCGUGAGCCGAUGCAAGAAGCAAAAUUUGCAAAAUUGCAUUUACAAUUGCAAACAAAGUGUUAACAGCUUUUGCGUGGUAAUUAUUAUAGCUAAAAUUUUUAUUAUACGGAAUAUGCGUUGGAUGCGAUAAUUAAAUGCAAUUAUAUUUUAUGAUUGCGAUUAAAGCGCGACACUAAAACUGGAACGGGAUCAUCUCUCAUAAGAAAUUAACAUCAACGCGAUACCUAUAUUUAUCUGAUUAAUGCUGCCUCUAAAAUAUCUUGUCAAAAGCAUCGAAAAUAAAACACGGUUACUUAUAACAUAUUGCUACGGGGAAAAAAAACUGAACUUGAGAUACAGUCGUCGUUAAAAGCGUCUGUUUGACAGAGACGUAAAUUUGUGUUCAUAAUAUCCCAUACUGUUUUUCCAAACACGUGAUCAGUGACAAAUACUGUGUUUUUUUUUAACGUGUCAGAACCUUGGUCUAUUCGAAGCCGUGACGUAGCCGGUCGGGCGCGUUCCGCGGGUACGUAAGGAUCCGCGUGAUUCACGACAGAGACGUAUCCUUUCGGCCGGGGUCAACUACGUGGUCGACGUGAAAGGAGUCGCCUUUGAAUUGCCUGAUAAAAAAACAUCGAACGUGUUGGAAAAAAGAAGACGAUCAAGCUUCGUACGGCCUCUUAAUGAGUCAGAUACUUUUUGAGUGCAGCAGAAUAAUCUCGGGGUGAAUAAAGCAGAAACUUGCGGAGGCACAUUCCGCGAAACAAGAAAAAAGAUAUCGUGACCAUCACCGGAUUCUUCGGUCAGUUUGCUUUGAAUCGGGAGAUGGAAUUUGUUGCCGAAGUAAGAUAAAAGACUUAAAAACAUUGUCAUCAAGAAAACUUAUUGGAAGCAUGACGUCAGCGGUGCAAGAAUAGACCCACCAUCUGGGAUCAUAACGUCAGUAGUGAGAAAAUAAAGGAGAAAGUUUCUUGCGAUUUAUGUCGAAAGAAACGAUCUUUCGUGGAUAUAGAGUCGUCGCUAUACAAUGCUCCGGGUUUUUCUUUCUAUAGCGGAAGAGUUCAUCGAGGAGAAAACCAGAACUAGGAAAUUAGAUUAACAUGAAAUUGUGUUACAACAGCACGGAAAAGUGAAGAUACGUAGGUGUAUAAUUAAGAGCUUAAAUUAUCCGUAAAAUUAAAUAACUUAACUAUGAAACAUAAACGGAGCAAUAUGAUUUCGUAAUGAGAUAAUUUCUGAAGAUAUUACCUCACAUUGAUCUUGAUAAAAGUUCACCAAUAUUAAUUACAUAAAAACUUCCACGGAAGAUUGAUAUCUUUUAACUUCUUAUUUAUUACAAAUUCUAUAUUUAAUCAAUCCUGCUUUCUUGAAUUCUCUUGCUGUUGACGUCAUCCAGCAUGAUAUCUCCCUCCUACGCUGUUUACAUGCAUAUAAUGCGUCGCUGUGCCGAAGAUUCAUGUACCAAGAUAGUUGAACGCGAGAAGACAUCAGAAACCCGAUCCUGAUCCUCUGCGGUGCGCGAACAACUUACGCGCUGAUUGUGUCGGCCAACAGCAACAAUGUGGAGGAACCCACAUGCGGAAGAGAGAUCAGCUGUCGAAAAAUUAGCACGCUUCUUACGAAUUUCAGGCCCGGUGAGCUUGAUUCCGAUAAGCGGUCAGCGCGGAGGAGAUACGGUUCCGCGAUACCGAGCGUACCGUAAGGAUAUGCGCCGUCUCGGGUAUGCUGGGCUUCUCUCCUUUUGGUUUCUUUAAUCCCACCACGAUGCCCCGUUAUGUUAAUCUUACGUUACGGCCUAACUGUACCGACUGUAUAUACUAUAUCUGCCCGCGCGCUCGCAGGCACGCCUCUUCGCGAUGCGAAACGGGCAAAUGACGAAGUGGCGAGUCAUCGAUCACGCAUUACGAAAUUACUUGAUACGCCUGAGUCGCUGAAAUUCGGUAUGCGAUAAAUCGUUCGAAUCUUUCCUGUAUUCCUUCGUACCCGCUUUGGAUCUUUCUUUGAUCUCUGCCGAUCACAUAGCGAAUAUUGAGCAUACAGAGCAUUAUAGGUUCUCUCCUUUCAUGAGACUUUUUUGUAACAUUUUGGUAAAAUUGAUAUUAAUUUCUUUUUCUUGAUACAUUGUACGUUGAAUGGUGCUUUCUCAUGGUUAAUAAUUAUUUAAUUUUACAGUUAGUAAUGUUUUUUAUUUCUGUAAGGUUUAGGAAUGCAACGAAAAUGAGUUUUAAUUUUUCUUUAUUUCUUCAUUAAUUCUUCAUUAAAACUUAUCAGCUUUAUUUAAAAUACAUGUUAUCGUGAUAUAAUUUGAAUUUGAAUAUUAUUAUUACAGAUAUAUUUAAGAUGAUAUGUGAAACAGUAAAAGGCGAUUUGAAAUCAGCUUUUUUAUUUAUUAAGAAAAGUCGACCUCAACUUGAUCCGUGGACGAAGGAAAAUUUAUGAAACUUGCUCAUUGUUAUAUAAAAAUACAAUAUAGAAUAAAUCACGAACACGAAGGCACGAGGUGUGACAGUAAUCUUUUGUAAUCAAAGAAGUCUGGGAUUAGCGGGCGCACUUUCUACAAUUGUGGUAAUUUUGCGUCGCGAAUCGCUUCGUCGCGUCGAGUCAAACUGUGAAUGUGCCACUAUGAACGUAUUAAAAAUAAUUUUUUUCGUCCGUAACAAUUGAAUCUACGAAAUAAUGUCAAUUCCAGUUUUAAUCUUCCGAGGAACUCAGAAAAAUCAUAUAGAUCACGUUUAACACCGCAUGAUCAAAACUAUAAAAAGGAAACAAUAGUGAAUAAUAUAAAACUAACAAAUAAUAAUGUACAAAUUAGUAAAUUAGUAACAAAUUAGUAAGUAGUAAGAAAGAAAUACUAAUAAAAUAAUUAUUUAACAUAAGUUAAUUAUUACUUUCCACUUUUUUAAAUUUGUCUAAAAACUUUUUUAUUUAAUAAACUGAAAAAUACGAUUUUUACUGCACGAAGUUUAACUCACAAAAGCUAGAUAACAGUAAUAAAUUAUACCACUUAUAAAUAGCGUAACAAUACUCUUAUUCUAUUAAGACUCGUUUUAUAGAAAAUGGGAUUGCAGUUACAUACCACUGAUAUGUUAAUCACGCUAAUUGAAGAAAGUGAGAAGGUCGCUUAGGCCACAUUCCAUCUGCAGUAUAUCUAAUGUAAGGAAAUACCACGCAAUAGUCAGUUUAUUUGUACACUUUUCGUGGGCUAGGCCAUGUAUGUGUUCGUAUCGUGUGGCAAGCAUUUCAAUUAACAAUGUAACAAACGAUUCGCGUUUUCAUCGCGUAAUGUUCAUGCUGUAUGAACGGGUCGAGGUAGGAGGCAGGGAAGGGAUGGAAUAUCGCGUGCAUUCAAGCGUCUUGGACCAGCGUGCAACCGAGCUGAUCGCAACCGGUCAGUUCGUCGCCGUUCUUCCUCAAGCGCGGGUCCUCCCCGCUUUAGCUGUCAGCCUGCUCGCUGUCAUCCGAAUCCACCCUUGACAAUUCGCGAACGCGCGAUUGCGUGAGCCGCGUGCGAUGACAUGGCGUGCCACGUGGGAGAAUCGUGAGAGUAAUUGCAGCGGUGAUUAGUGGUGAACGUGCGAUGCAACGUGGAAAUUGAUCGCAAAGUCCUCGGUCUGGAGAACUGCGGUUCUCCGUGAAAGAUCUCUCGUUCGAAAUGUUCUCGUGACGUAAUGUACCAGUAACAUUUCCGUUACUAGUAAAUGCGUGAUAUUCAUGAUUAGUGUUAUAUAAACGAUAUUUUUUUAUCAAUAAUUCGUUCGUUCAGUUCAGAUUGUUUAAAUCGGAUUUUUCUCGACGGAGUGAACAUCUUUGCUGAGCUUCUUGAGCCUAGAACUCUCGUCUCGGGGUUCAUUAAUCGAAUUGCCGGGAGGCAAUUUCAUUUGUUACGAUACUUGUUUUUUAUUUAUUUUGAAUAUCCUCUUUGUCAGCCGACUCUGAUCGGUUCGUGUUAAAUCCACGCUAAUCGGCGCGACAAUUGCGUACACGUAUUUGUGCGUGACGUGUUUCAUUCUCCUGUACAUCAUCGAACAUCCCGCGCAUCAUCUCUCCCGCAUUCAACCGAGCUACCGCGAACGACCGUAUUGUUGUUCGUGAGUGCAAACGCACGACUACAGAGUGUGUGUUCCCGCACAUUAUUACGGUCGUAGACCGUGUUCCGUACGGAAACGUCAGCCGGUGUUUCCGUCGAGAGGAAUAACGCGCGUUCGAAGCUGCUGGACUGCUGCGAAAGUCGAUAAAAGCUGUCCCGGCACGAUGCGGGUCGGGACAGUCAGCUUGCCACAUCGCCUCGGCACGUCGACGAGUGCCUUCUCCGUGGAAAAAGUCGCGAGAAGUAUGAGACGAAAAAGUGUCACGAGCUUGCGUGGGUCCGCCUAAAAAUAAAGGUGCGUCCAUCAGCUCAAAUCGGUUUGGACUUACGCGACCUUUACGCGUGUCUGAAGUGAGUCAUACGUCGUCGCUCGCCGAAGGAUUAAUUGUUCCUGAAGUGGCAUCAUCGCAAGCACGCCGCAAUGAUCACGGACUGGUUGGACACAUGGUUCGGCCGGCCGAAGAAGUCGGGUCGGGGUGCCGGUACGCGCGGCUAUUCGGGCCACAACACCAUGCCCAGGCCGCACUCCGGCGAGGAUGUCAACGAGAUCGAACAGCAACGUUGCAUCAUCGAGAGGAUGGAUGAAGAGACGGUAAACGACAGAUUUGAAGAAAUGCUGGCCAAUAUGAAUCUGACGGAGGAAAAGAAAGAGCCCCUGCGACAACAAUCGGAGUCGAAGAAGAGGGAAAUGCUGGUGCUGCACUACAAGGGCAGUAUACAGGACAACCGAUCGAAAUUCGACAAACCAGCGGACUACAUACAAUACCUGGCGCAGCCUGACUUGAGCGUGAACAAGAUCUACAACUGCAUUGAAUCCCUCAGGAUCGCGCUCACCAACAAUCCGCUUAGCUGGGUGCAGGAGUUCGGCACCAAGGGGCUCAAGCAGGUCCUGGCCACUCUAAAUGAGUGUUACCGAAAUGCCUUCAUAUAUUACGAUAGUGAUAACCGUUACGAGCGAAUACAGUACGAGUGCAUUCGCUGCUUAAAGGCCAUUAUGAAUAAUACCGUCGGUAUAAAGGAGAUGCUGGCCCAUAACGAGGCUCUCACCAUCGUGGCGAGGUCGUUGGAGCCGACGAAACCGUCCGUGAUGUCCGAAGCCGUGAAACUGCUCGGCGCGGUGUGCCUCAUAUCAAGCGACAGCCACAAGAAGGUCUUGGACGCCAUCACCAUGAAUGGCGAAUUUAAGAGUCGCGAGAGAUUUCUACCGAUUGUACAAGGCUUGAUGAACAAGAAGAAUGAAAACUUAAGGGUAGUAUGCCUUCAGCUCAUAAACUCGAUAAUAUCGUCCGCCGAGGAUCUCGAUUUCCGCUUACACCUGAGGAAUGAAGUAAUGCGAGUCGGACUGGCUGACAUUCUUGAAAUACUGGAGAGAGAUGAGUCGGAGGAUUUGGCGACGCAUUUAAAGAUCUUCAACGAUCACAAGGAAGAAGAUUACGAGGAAUUCGUGCAGAGAUUUGACAAUGUGCGCUUAGAAUUGGACGACGUUAACGACUGCUUUGAAGUGAUCAAGAAUAUGGUGAUGGACACGUCCGCCGAGCCUUACUUCAUGUCUAUACUUCAACACCUUUUAUUUAUCCGAGACGACACAUUGAUACGAACGGCGUAUUACAAACUGAUCGAGGAGUGCAUAUCACAAAUCGUUUUGCACCGUUCAGGCUGUGAUCCGGAUUUCUGCGCGACGAAGCGCUUCCAGAUCGACGUGCAACCGUUGAUCGAUACCCUAGUCGAAAAAUCGCGGGCCGACGAGGAACGCCGGUUAGUAGAGAUGACGCAAAAGCUGGAGGAAGCUAUAGCCAGUAGACAAGAGGCCGAGGCGAAGCUGCAGCACGCGGAGAACAAGAUCAAGGAGCUGGAGCAAGGGACGACAAGGUCUACGUCUGGUCCCAGAAUUGCCGUGUGUCCACUUCCACCACCUAUGCCGGGAAUGGGUGGACUACCACCGCCGCCACCUCCUAUGCCUGGUGGCGGCGGUCCACCUCCUCCGCCGAUGCCGGGAAUGACGUGUCCACCUCCGCCACCCAUGCCUGGCUCGAAAGGACCCCCGCCACCACCCAUGCCCGGGAUGGGAGGACCACCACCACCACCCAUGCCUGGAAUGGGACCUCCACCGCCACCGAUGGCGGGAUUCUCUCCACCGGCGCCAGCGAUGCAAGCUUUGCCUCAUGGAUUGAAACCGAAGAAGAAGUGGGAAGUGGAAGGCCAGUUGAAGAGAGCAAACUGGAAAGCUAUUUUACCUCACAAAUUAACGGAGAAAUCAUUCUGGAUGAAAGUACAAGAAGAUAAACUAGCUAGCCCGGAAAUACUGGACGGCCUCGUGCAGAAGUUCUCGUCGAAACCAAGCGGGAGACGAGUGGACGAUGUAGUUGAUAAGUCAAGCUCGAAGAAGGUGAAAGAUCUCAAAGUUUUGGACAGUAAAGCGGCGCAGAAUAUAUCGAUCCUUCUUGGCGGUACGUUGAAGCAUAUGCCUUACGUGGAAGUGAAGAGAUGCCUGUUUAGAUGCGAGGGACCGGUUAUCUCGGACAACGUACUGCAAGGUUUAAUUCAGUAUCUACCGCCGCCGGAUCAGCUGUCGAAGUUGCAGAUAUACAAGGAUCAGUACGAUGACCUGACCGAGGCGGAGCAAUUCUGCGUUACUAUAUCUACGAUAAAAAGGUUACUGCCGAGACUGAGAUCGCUGAGUUUCAUGCUGAGAUACGAGGAACUCGUGCAGGACGUGAAGCCCGACAUAGUGGCGGGCACGGCGGCGUGCGAGGAGGUAAAGAGCAGCAAGAAGUUCGCGCGGAUUCUCGAGUUGAUAUUGUUGUUUGGCAAUUACAUGAAUUGCGGCUCCAGGAACGGCCAAGCGUUCGGAUUUGAGAUCAGCUUCCUCACGAAGUUAACCAGUACGAAGGAUAUUGAUAACAAGCAGACCUUGAUGCAUUACUUGGUGAACACGAUAGAGGUGAAAUUCCCGGAAUGUCUCAACUUUAUGGAGGAGUUGGCGCAUGUGGAUCGAGCCAGUAGAGUGUCCAUGGAGAACAUUCAACGGAUAUUACGGCAGAUGGAGAACAAUAUUCGCAACCUUGAGCAAGAUCUCAUGAACGCCAAGGUCCCGCAAUGCGACGAGGAUCUGUUCAUAGACGUGAUGAAACCAUUCGCCAGGAAGGCCAGAGAAUCCUACGAGGUUCUGCAGAAUAUGUUUAAGAACAUGGACACCCUAUACACGGACAUCUCCGAGUUCUUCUCUUUCGACAAGCAGAAAUACACCAUCGAAGAAUUUUUCAGCGACAUCAAAACGUUCAAAGAUAAUUUCCUGCAAUCGCAGAGGGAGAUAAUCAAACUGAGGGAGAGCGAGGAGAAGCAACGGCGAGCACGGGAGGCGCACGAGAAGGCGGAGGCGGAGAAGGCGGCACGCGCCGCCCGCAAACGUGCGCUGGUUGACAUGAAUGCGCACGAGACGCAGGAAGGUGUCAUGGACAGCUUGAUGGAAGCGCUGCAGACCGGAUCGGCCUUCAGCCGACCUGACCAACGGCGCAAGCGACAGACGCGCGUAGCUGGCGCGGAAAGGCGGGCGCAAUUAAAUAGGAGUCGAUCGCGUACUGGAUUAGUCGGAUCUGGUUUACUAGGGAGAGAACUUUCGACAGAGCUUUUAAGUUCGGCGUAAUCUACGGAAUGCAUCUCGUUUCCGUCCUGAACUCGUUGCUGUGAUGACUUUACGCAUUUUGCAUAAUUUUGCUGAAAACGGCAGUGAAUGGGGAACAUCACAGGGCACAAAUACAAAUCACUUCAAGCAGGAAUAGAAGGAGGGAGAAUAGAUGAUGAUGAAGAGGAGCAGAAUCAACUGCACGUCGGCGACGUGAUUCUUCGACGUGGAGAUCGAGUCGCGUUGCAUUUGCGAUUGCACUUUUAUAAUUUCGUAUCGAGAGAUAACAAAGUCUUCCUUACGUGUAUUUAAACACUCCGUAUGUAAGUAUUGUAUUGUACAAAACAAUAUGACCAAUGCAUUUGUAUAACGGAAACGAUACUCGCGCCGAACCGCUCGGCGACGGGAUUCACUCAUGAGGGACGGAUGUCUGUAUCUGUAAAUGGCAGAUAUUUCGAGAGAGAGCAAGUGGUAUUCGUCGCCAGUAACGCACUUGUAAAUACAUAUGGUAAAUGCCGGCGUCGAGUUAACGUAUUUUUGCAUUCGGGCAUUCAUUGAAGCCGUCUGCGGAUCCAGUGCACGCAUUCUCUCACGUCUCUCUCUUCGGUGUCUUUAUUCGCCGUCUCCGCGAACAGUCAAACGAUAGAAAUUGCAUUUAUUUAUGUAUAUCGCACUGUAAAUAUACUUCGUCUCGGAGGAAGCGCGCAUAUCGAAGUCGAUUCCGUGAAAUUACUGCGCCCCGAGAUGAUGCGUUUGUAAAAAGAUUGUUCGUUUCCGCGGAAGCGAGUGACUUCUCGUGCUGUAGGAAAAAGAAAGCGGUAACGCAUGACGAAAUGUGUCUCUUCGACGUAGUGAAUACCUUGCGCGCGCGCGGAUGUUAUUGCCUGCGAGGGGGGAGGCCUCGCAAUUAUCGCUCGUUUUCGACAUUACGAAAUGGAAAAAACGGUAAUUGCGAUUUACCGUAAUGAUCCCUCCGCUUGUGGCCCGAUAGAACGACCGCGAAGCGUGCGUAGCUCGAUGUUUACGUAACCGGUUGCUCACAUAAUUACCAAUAAGGAUAUUUGCAGUAAUAAUAUUGUCGAAGCUACACUUUGCUACACGGGGACUUUUACACUGAAUUGACGCACAAUUUUUGGCAUAUUUUAACAACGGCUUUAUCUGUGGCUCAACUUUUUUCGAGAACUUAUCUGUGUGUUCACACAUUUUUUACAACGAAAGUAUUUCACUAACGAUACGGCGUUAAUCUACGAGCAAGGAGAACUGAAAUUACUUCUAAGGAAAACAACUUGCUCGAUG
This is a messenger RNA of Ooceraea biroi (clonal raider ant), 14558 nucleotides long. It is a transcript of the gene dia, whose product is annotated as diaphanous related formin 1. The record is from RefSeq and is a predicted model, not a curated record. Gene Ontology annotation, cellular component: actin filament. Gene Ontology annotation, molecular function: actin binding; small GTPase binding. NCBI's taxonomy places the organism in Eukaryota, Metazoa, Arthropoda, Insecta, Hymenoptera, Formicidae. Gene Ontology annotation, biological process: actin cytoskeleton organization; actin filament polymerization.